Messenger RNA from Pongo pygmaeus (Bornean orangutan), 560 nucleotides. RefSeq names its product breakpoint cluster region protein-like. The coding region runs from base 1 to 432 and encodes 143 amino acids. Gene Ontology annotation, cellular component: membrane. The transcript has 2 exons. Gene Ontology annotation, biological process: signal transduction; positive regulation of GTPase activity. Gene Ontology annotation, molecular function: GTPase activator activity. NCBI's taxonomy places the organism in Eukaryota, Metazoa, Chordata, Mammalia, Primates, Hominidae. The record is from RefSeq and is a predicted model, not a curated record.
AUGCAGAAGGCUCUGUGUGCAGCCCCAGACCUGGGUACCUUCGUCACCGUCCUCACCCCGCCUCCGGGUGUGCAGAUAGGGAGCAGGUCUCCUGUGUUAUGGCCCAAGCAGGGCUGUUGGGACACUGAGAACAUUCCCUCCUCCCGCAGGAGAGAGAGGUCCAAGGUGCCCUACAUCAUGCGCCAGUGUGUGGAGAUCGAGCGCCGAGGCAUGGAGGAGGUGGGCAUCUACCGCGGGUCCGGAGUGGCCGCAGACAUCCAGGCACUGAAGGCAGCCUUCAACGUCAAUAACAAGGACGUGUCGGUGAUGAUGAGCGAGAUGGACGUGAACGCCAUUGCAGGCACGCUGAAGCUAUACUUCCGUGAGCUGCCCGGGCCCCUCUUCACUGACGAGUUCUACCCCAACUUUGCAGAGGGCAUCGGUGAGCACUAGAGGCCUUGGCCUCGUGGGAGACGUCUCCUCCACGUGCACUGCUGCCCUUGGAGGCUGUGAAAAGUGAGGUGUGGGAAACCGAGCUAUGCCCCCUCUGGCAUGGUCGGGUACCCUGCUGCUGCUGACCC